Venustampulla echinocandica is the source of this 3744-nucleotide messenger RNA. RefSeq lists its product as uncharacterized. The coding region runs from base 1 to 3744 and encodes 1247 amino acids. The record is from RefSeq and is a predicted model, not a curated record. The transcript has a single exon. Lineage: Eukaryota; Fungi; Ascomycota; Leotiomycetes; Helotiales; Pleuroascaceae.
AUGGUCAAAUCCACUGUCAGUAUUGAACCUGACGAGAGCGAGCCAAAUCAGUUCCUUAUAAAGCCAUCCGGAUUUCGUCCUAACUCCCUCUUUGUUGGCCGACAAAAGGAGCUCUCAGAUAUGCACAAAAUGCUAUUUGAUAAGAAGAGAAGGUCAGAAGGAACCUCGGCCAUCUUGAUUCAAUGUUUACCGGGAGGUGGCAAGUCCCAUCUAGCACGACAGUACGUAUAUGACCACAAAGACGACUAUCCCGGAGGCAUCUUCUGGCUGCGUGCCAAGAGUAAAACCGAGCUCGCUGCCGGCUUUUGGGACAUUGCAAGAAAGGCAGUCCUAAAGGAUACCGCUAACAAGGAGGAUAUUAUUUCUCCUGAAGAUCCACAGCAGUUCAUCAAGAUUGUUAAGAAAUGGCUCAAUCGCCGGCACGAUUGGCUGAUGGUUCUUGAUGGCAUCCACUUCGACGAUUCUGAAGCUCUGCGGAAAUUCAUUCCGGACAGUACGAAUACCAGUCUCAUAUACACCUCGACCGAGAAAUCUGUGAGCAGAAGCCAUCAUUUCAUGAACCCGCAGAUUAUCAGGCUUCCUUUACUCUCCGCGAGAGAGGCACAACAACUUUUGCUUUUGGAGUUGGACAAACGAGAGCCAUUCUCGAAAGAUGAUCUGAAACACUCAAUGGAGUUGGUUCAGGCUAUGGGGCUAUUGCCUGUUGUCAUACACGCUGUGGCCCAACGGCUGAAAUUGACAGAUGAACCUCUGUCAAAAUUUGCGAGGCGUUACGCGUCAGAGCCAAGAUUGAGUGGCCUGGGUGCUUAUAAAGCUGUUGUUGACCAAUUAGAGAAACUUGAUGCCCGCGAGGCUUUGAACCUCAUUCAUAUCCUAUGUUUCUACAGUCAACAUAUUCCGGUGGAGAUGAUAUCACUUGGCCUGAAGGCACUUGAUGUUCCCGUAAAAGCCUCCGAUCCGUUAACAGGGCGCUCUCUCAACAACACUUUCCGGUAUCUCAAUAUGUUCGCUCUCAUGGAUCGCAACGAGCCUGAACGUUCGAUCCAUUCGUCUCAAAGUUCAAGAAGCAGCCGAGAUAUGCUUGCUGACAAUGUUGAUGUUAUUAGACUUCAUGGUGUGGUUCAAGGCUUUUUCAUGGAUACGCUAAACGCUGACGAAUCCCUCCCUCUAUGGCUUGACCGAGCCGUCAAGGUCUUCUGCUUUUCAUACAACAAUGCAAAUAUCCGAAUCACGCGCAAGACCCACGCUGGCCUUGUCGAAGACUACCGCCUUUACGAAAUUCACGGACAUCGUCUUCAACAACAUCUAAUGAAAUACCAAAAGAGGUAUCCUAUGUUGACAGAGACGCAUAGAAAUCUAGACCAAUGCCUGCAGGCAAUACAGGUCGAGAUUGACCGAAGGACUCCGGAGUCAUCUCAAACUAUUGCCGGAGGGAAGCCUGACGCGUUUCAAACCUCCAUCUUCGAUCGAACCAGCAGCUCCUCAGAUACAGGGCCAGAAACUCCAAAAUUAUAUGACAAGUAUCCGCCUGGGAUGUCACCAUGGGGAUUUGAUGCCGACCAAGCUCAGCUUGAGUCCCCUUCAAGCCUAACCCAUGACAUGGAAUACACCAAAAUGAAACAGGAUGCUGAUGCUCAUGCUCAUGCUCAUCGUGGCCUCCUUCAUGUGCCUCCAUCAGAAGAUGACGGUUACGACAGCGAUAGAGAAGGGUCUACGGCAAUGACAUUACAGCCAUCACAGCGCACCAUCCACCAAGAAACGCCACUCAGUCCAGACGGACCGUGGGUGGUUGUACAACCUCGUCGAUCAAAGAAGUCCGAACGGCUCGAUCUCCAUCGGACAGUCAAGAGAAUGGAGAAAGAUCGAUAUCGAGAUCGUGCGGGUUCCUUCCGUUCUCUAAACGCUAUUGACCCUAGAGUCAGUCAUGACCAUGCUCAUGGGUAUCUACAGAAAACAUUACCGCGCGAUCGAUCUCGUGGCCGAAUAUCGGGUCAAUCCAGCGCAGAAGUCGCUCUGACGCAUAUCACUCAUACCAGUCCGCCACCUCCCAGAGAAGGAGGCGCGAUUCGAGAUCAAUCGUUGUCAGUGAGAAGGCCUUAUAUGCUGGCUGGGACUGCCUCGUAUGCUUCUGCUGUCGCUGGUCCAACGAGCAUUAUCGGAAUCCCUAGCCCUAUUCGAAAUGCAACGGAACCACCUGGCAGUUCAAGUGAAAGUAUUUGCGGUUCGGCAGUUGCAUCGCUGCAGAAGUUUCCUGUCGAGGUGGUUUCACAGGCUGCAACACCACGGCAAUCUUAUACACCGAUGCCCCCAUAUCCCCCGUCCCCAGGUCUCUCAUAUCAGAAUUCUUAUCAUCUUUCUGACGGUGCCUUGUCUGAGCUUGUGGGACAUAGCGCCUUGGAACAUGGGAACUACUUUCAACAGAAUAACCAGGAAGCCGCCCAACUAUCCGGAGAUGCAUAUCCGUCAAAGAUCUACCCUCGUAUGACAGGACCCAUUCCUGUUGAAUCCUAUACCGUGCUAUCCACAUCACCGCUGAAGCGCGGCCUUCCUCAUGAUUACCCAGCUUGGCAUUCCCAGGGGUACUCAGAGAGCGCGCCUUCCACAACCCAAGUGCCAGACCACGGCCGGGACUCCCAUUUCGCUGCCCUGUCUCCCCCAAAUCCUCGCCCAACAACAUACUAUCCCGGGCGGCCUGAACUCUCCUUCUCCAGCGCACCGAACCAGCAUGAUGGAGGCUACACUUCCCAGCCCAUGUCUCGAGAUCCUUCAGGUCAAACAACCCACUCCGAUCACUCCCAUCAUUCUGGCGGUGCGCCUUCCGAGAGGCGCAGAGGUAGUAGGAGACCAAGUGUGGCGGAGACGGAGCCUUUGCCUCAACUUCCGGUGUUUAGUCCGAGGAGUCGGCCAACCAGUUAUGAGGUCUACGAGCGGAUGACGGCGCAUGACUUGAGGGAUGGAUCAAGGAGGGCCGAGCAGGAGAGGGCUCCAGGGUAUCCUGUGAGGAAGACUCCAAGGCUUAGGUAUGCGGGAGCUGCCACUGAUGAGGGGAUGGAGGGUUGGAAUGGGGGUAAUGAAAAGUACGCUUCUCCAUCUUCUGUUAACUCCUCCCAUCUGUUUGCAAAUCUAACAGGCACAAACAGUCUCCCACCCCCACGACGGCAUUUUAACCCCACUGUACCACCCUUCACACCCAGCCUCGCCCUUGCACUGCCAAAGGCUCCCUCUUCAACCCGUGCCCAUUCGGCGUCGACCUCGCCUCAUCACUCCAAAUACCCAUUCGCAAUUCCUCAGCCUGGCGCCCCUCAUUCUUACAGCGCCCCUCAAUCUAACAUCGCCUCAGCCUACCCUUCUCAACACUCCUCAGCAAUACAAUCAGGACACCCCUCCCCAAAAGCUCUACAAAGCUACAACCUCAACUCCAGCAACCAGCAUCACACCAGCAAUCUCCCCCAUCCCAGCCCCUCACAAUCACACCCCUUCGCUCUCUCUCGCUCCUUCACCAACCUCGAAGAGUUUGACCCCAUUACCCCAUUGCAGGGAUAUGCAGCGCCGGAAAUGGGGCGUACUGGGAGCGGAGGGGUGAUGGUGGGGAAUGGCAAGGUUAUUGAGUUUGGGGAUUUUCCGGAGAAGGUUGAUACGAGGGAGGCGAGGUUGAGGGUUGAGCGAAGUUGGGAUGAGAGAGAGAGAUCGGGACAAGGCAGGAGUGGAGUGGUCGGAUUGGGGAUUAGGGAGGUGAGAAGGUAG